Messenger RNA from Anopheles bellator, 6017 nucleotides. RefSeq names its product blastoderm-specific protein 25D (gene Bsg25D). The transcript has 7 exons. Gene Ontology annotation, biological process: microtubule anchoring at centrosome. Lineage: Eukaryota; Metazoa; Arthropoda; Insecta; Diptera; Culicidae. Gene Ontology annotation, cellular component: centrosome. The coding region runs from base 1 to 4488 and encodes 1495 amino acids. The record is from RefSeq and is a predicted model, not a curated record.
AUGGCGCUCUCGUCCGAUCCGUACGAGCAAAAGUUGUAUCAUAUGUUCCAGUCCCACGGAACCGGCGACGGAUCGAGUGGUCUCGAUAGGGAAGCCCUACUGAAACUGUGUCUCACACUGGAGCUAAAAGAGCGGGGUCAUCUGCUGGUAAAGUGCCUUCUGUCGGGUUCCAAGACUCGCGUCAGCUUCCGGGAGUUUCGCGAGGGAUUACUGAACAUUCUUGGAGAGUUUGAUGAACCUUCGGCCCUAACUGCAACCGGUGACCCCAGAGAAUACUUCUCAUCGCUGCCGUCGGACCGGAAGGAAUCUUACAUUUACAGCGAAGACUCGGACCUGGAACAGCAGCAGCAGCAGCAGCAACAGCAACACCAGCACCACAACCAGAAGCACAUCGUAAUUCAGCCUAAUUCCUCAGUUCCUUCGAUCGAUACGUCGAGUGGUGGCAAUGGAGCCGUUAACAGUAGUAGCACUUCCGGCUUUUCGUCGAAAUCGGGUUCUCCCUUGUUCCAGCAACCCACCGUGGCGCGAAGGAAGGAUCGGGGUCGUACCCAACAGCCUUCCGAUGGUGGCGUGGCUGACGAUGACGAGCAGCAAAAAGAAACGGUUGAGGACCACGCCUACAGUGACGAGGACAGCGUCGUUCCAGUGACUGACCAUAGUUUGGCGGAGCGUGAACAUCAAAAGAAAGACGCACCGGAGGAAGUGUCGGACAGAGAGGUGUCACCGCGGUUCGUUGUCGGUAAGAAAAAGUACGGCCGCCGGUCAAGGCCAAGGCGGCCCGAAGAAGAUGUGAAUGGUUUCGAUACAUCUUCGAUGUCUUCGAACUCGGACAAUGAAUCGAUCAAUCUGGGCUCAUCUGCCACCGCCCGGAGCGCCCGGGCCAGUAACAGUCCUCCCGGGCCGCUAGGUGCGAAUUGUAAGGUGAUCACGGGAACGGGCGCAGUGUCGUCGCGUGUACACCGAUCGGCCUCCCAGAGUGAUAUACACGGCUCGAAACGUCGACGCCAGCCGAUGCUGUCGGGUGGACCAGGUGCUGGCAGUCGUUUGAAGCGGUGCGCAUCGUUACCGACGCAUCGGCAACGGCCAUCGCAUCUGAUCGACAGCAGCAGUGGCACGCACCGCGAGCACCAGUUGCACAUGGAUGAUGAGCGGAUUGACCAAAAGAUUUAUUUCAUGAAUCUGUCGGAAAAUUUGCGUGAAAUCUGGAACUCGCUGCUGGCCACGACCGUUAACGCCGAUGGGCAGUUAAAUCAGUUGCAACUCGAGCAAGUUUGUGAGCGCGUCGGAUUACAGAACACACCGGCCCGGUUGGCGGCCCAGGAAGUGUUCUCAAAGCUUGCACUUCAACCACACGAGGGCAUUCGGUUUGGUGAGUUCAUUGGCCUGCUGGAACGCAACACCGAUCUGCUACCGAUCAGCGAGGGUGAUCAGCAGCAGCUACCAUCCGCUUCGGAUUGUAGCGUUCUGUCCAACAAUCGUCCGGUCGGUGCACUCGUCGGUCAUGCCAUCAUGCCUGAUUGGACGUCCGAAAUCGGUUCGCUGGCUGCUUCGAUAAUCAUCGAUAUGUGGGAAUCGGCGGGAAUUCCUUCGCCGGGGGCCCUGCUGGACGAGCUGGGGUUCGAUAAAGACAUCAUACAGGUCGCGGAUCUGGUGCAGGCGUUGGAAGAGGAACACCAACGAUUGAUCAGUGACCGUCACCACCACCUAACAGCGGCGGCCGUCAAUUGCAGCAGCAUUGACGAUACGUCGCACAUAGUACGGGCAUCACUGGCACUGCAUAAGGCCGAAGUGAACGCAUUGCGCCAGGCGUUCCAUCAACUCGUGGAGGAAAACAAGAAGCUUUACGCCGACAACAAGGAGGUGAACCAGCGUGCGAUUCUUUUGGCACAGGAAGUAGACGAGCGGCACAAUUCGUUGGAAACGGCCACGCGCAACAAGAUUCGCCAUCUAAAGCAGCGCCACCACGAGAGUAUGAAGGAACUGUCCUCUCAGCUGUCGUUUGAGCGAGAGCAGCUGUCGCACGCGAAUGCCGCGCUCGAGCAACGGAUCGCUUCCCUCGAGACGGAGGAGUGCAAGCUGCGCACGACCGUGUCUCGGCUGUCGGAGGAAAAUGAAGACCUGCGGCAGGAUCAGGAGAACCUGACGAAGGAAAUUACCGAGCUGCUGGAGAAAAACAUUAAACUGAACCGUGACAUUGCGGAGCUGGAGGAGAACAAUCGUACCGAUUACAUGCUGGCGGACGAGGAUGACGUCGCAGGGGCGACGGUGGCGGCCGCGCGAAAGGAUAGCGAAGCGGAAGUGCUGGAUCUGAUCGACCGCAUAUCGCUACUGCAGCGUGAUAAUACGGGUCUGCGCGACAAAAAUGAUGAACUGAAUGCCGAGAUCGAGCUCCUCACGUCGGAGUUGAGUAAGUUCAAGCUUAAGCGUAACAAGACGAGCCCAUCGUCGGUGGGUUCCGAUGAACCGCCAUCCGAUGGCCUCACGGUGCUAGCAGCGGGCAGUAGUGUGGCGAGUGUGGAUGCAGCAGAUGUGCCCGGGUUUACGUCGGCUACCAAGCGACGGGGAGAUUCCCCCAGCAAGGCACGGUUUGCGGAUGACAGUCCACGGUUGGGAAAGCUGCGCAAGUGUAGCAGCGACAAUGACAACGAAUCCGAUUCGUCAUCCGGUGACUGGAUGGCAUUGCACUCUGAGUUGAAUGCCCACAACAGUAUGCACGGCAGCGGUGGCGGCGGCGCUGCCGCUGUGCUUUCCUCGGGGAUAUCGAGCUUAAACGAAGAACCAGUGGGCGCGCGAGCUGAUGAAGAGCUGAGGGCGCUACGGGCAAAAGUAGAGGACCUCGAAGCACAGCUGCUUGUCGUUGGAACGAAAGACGAAACGCAGGAAACCGUUCCCGAAGCGGUCCCAUCGACCAGUGGUCAGUCUGCGCCGGAACUGAAGGCCCGCUGUGAAGAGCUUGAGCAAAGCUUGGAGCAGAUGCGGAAAGAGUACGAAGACUGCGAAGAUUACUGGCAAGCAAAGGUGAACGAAGAGCGGCAGCUGUACGAGGAAGAGCAACGGGUAAGCGAUGACAAGUUCGCCGAGUUGCUCAAGAAAAUGGCCGAGUACGAGGAACAGUUUGCGGUGCAAUCCGGUACUACAACCUCCACCGGCGGUCGCAACGGUCGUCUGUCACCGAUUGACGAAAAAGAUGGACUGGAGCAACAGUACCUCGAUCUGGAGGCCGAUUUCGAGCAAAUGCAGCUAGCACUGGAAGAGAAGACACACGAGGCGGAAAAACUACGCCAACGGGUGCUCGAGAUGGAACAGAUGGCGAACCAAUGUCCUUCGGAGAUGCUUCGCUCACCUUCGACGCGUACCGAUUCGCCGGAAGGUGAAGAUCGUCCAGCCAGCUCUCCGAUCAGUUACCUAUGGAAUCAAAGCACGAUACAACGACCGGUUCGGGACUAUCAGAACCCCAACUGGAAACACCACCAUCACACGGCGGCCACCACCACCAGCAGUGUGGUGAUAGAGGAACAAUGUGUCAGCAUGGCAUCCGCUUCCACGGAUGAGCUGUCACGAACCGUCGUACCAUUCGAUCGGAUCAUUUCCCCCUUACAGAAACCCGCGAUAGUUACCGUUGUUGGGGACAGUGGCAGUAGCAGUAGCAGUAGUAGUGGUAGUAAUAAUUUUAGUAAUAUCAGUAGUAGAGGCGCGAUUCCUGAAGCGGUUGGCGUUGUGGUAUCACCGUGUAACCAGCAGCAGCAGGAAACAAAGUCAUACUCCGAAGUGGAUGGUGAGAUAGUGCCUGCGUCUCUCCUGGCCGAUACGUGUAUGACAGGCACGUUUCCGUGCAUGCACAAUAGUCAAAACCAAUACCAAACUCCGGCCGGGAACGUGGAAGCGGCCAGCGUUGCUUUACAGCAGCAAUUGCAACAGUUCCGUUUGGUGCAGCUCCAGCUGCAGGAUGAAAUCAAGGAGCUGACCCAGGAACGCGAUGGCCUAAUGAUGGAGGUACAGCAGUUGAAGGAAGCGAAACCCAUCCUUGCCCGGGCGGCGUACACGAAAAACGGUGGCCCGGGGGCGCAUCCGAACUACGCGCAAAAGAUUCAGCAUCUGGAGCAAAAGAACCGCCAUCUUCAGUCGAUGGUGAAGCAGCAGCAGCAGUACACGGAAUCCAUCCUGCACCAAAUCUGGCAACAGCAGCGUAGCGAAAUUAGUGACCUACGCAAUCGGCUCGAAGCACAGUGUGUGGUAAUAUCGGAUCAAGCGGCACGGCUCACCAGCAACGAUUUGCUAGUCAAAGAUAUGUACGAAGAAAACACGCGGCUCCUGGCGCAAGUGCAGCGGCUCGAGCAUCAGCGUGUCCGGGCCAAAUGGUUGCAGUGCCAGUGGCCACCGGUAGUCGGCGCCAACCACCAGCCGGCCACCGCUGGCAACUCUUCUUCUUCGUCCUCGCCGGGCGGCAUGGGAUUGGGCGGUGGUUUCAUGCACGGAGGGCUACCGUAGCAAACCGUAUCCUGUAUCCCGCUAAAUGUUGCCAGUUGGAAAAAGACGCUUGAUGUGCAAUGAGGGAUCGUAAGUUUUUUUUAUUUUAGUCUAUCGGUAAGUUCGUUUCAGUGUGAAAGAUUCCUUGAGCUCGUUUUAAAAUUGUUUAAAAUUCAUAAAAUUGUGAAUUUCGUAUGAGAGCGUACCAAAAAGGCAUCGAAAAAUGAAAACAGAAUGUAAUGAAAUAUGAUUUGAAAAUUAAUUUGAAAGUGAGAGUCCUACCUUGUCCCAUUUUCGUAGAGGUGUUCGCUUCAACCAGUCCGUCCCCGUCGGUCCCCAUUGGCGCAUAACGUUCAUUUUAUUUAUUAAAGCGAUCGAAAGUAUACUAUUGUUCUAACAAAAGGAACUGCUGCGAACACCCUAUAUACAGUAGAGAUGCACUGUAGCGACGCAGUUUUAAUUUACGAACAAUAUCUGUGAUUAGUAGUGGGACACCUGAGCUGCGUUCCAGCUGUGGCACGUCGAAAAUGCAUGGAAGAGAUCACACUGCUUAUCUUGCGUUACUGGAAGCCAUUGUCUGGUUUAGAAUGGUCACUACUCUGCCUUGUCAGUUCUGCACAGAAUGGUACUGCUAAAGAACGAAACGUUCCUUACAGGGAAUUGCGUAUCCCAGUGUCCGGGUAGCAUUUGCACCGAACCCCCGGCAGAAUAGUCCACGCCAUUAGAUAUUCGCCAGGAGUCUCCAACGGGAAUUCAGUGGAGAAAUUUUCGUAACAUGUUUAAAAUGUUCUUUUUAAUUCACAUUCAUCGAUCGCACCGCAAACCAUCAACCGCUGUGUUUGAUUAGUUUUCGGGCUCUCUACCUCAACCGAAAUGGAACCGCACAUUCCUAUCGCAGCUGUGCCUUGUGCGCUAGCAACCGAAAAGACAGGCACCCGUAACAGCUGGUUCUGGGGAGCUGAGAACUGUAGAGAACCACCCAUUUAUGAUAUUUUUCCUCUCACACGAACGGCUAGAGCUGUGUUUUCAUAAAGACAUGUUUUUAGAUUAAAGCUAAAGGUGGGACGAUGGAAACUACUCUUCGAGUCAUUAAAUAAGAAAGAUUGUAUACACAAAAUAUGCAUAUAUUUUUUAACUUAUUUUAUCACACUGCUUAAGCACUGAAAGACGUUUAGGCUUACUAUCACCCUAUUAUGUUACUGUAACUUAUGUGAAUGUAUGUUAACAGCCGGGCAAGGGAUAGAUUGUUGUGCGCUUAGAUUGCGCUUCAAUGAACAUUGGCUACUUUACACGGAAAGAGGCAUUGGCAGAGAGAACGGUAGAUCCUAGAGGUGGCACCCAGAAAACGCGAUGCACCAACUCUGUCAUCUGAUGUUACCUACUAAAAACUAAACCAUAUUUGCGAGAGAUUUGAAAUGAAAAGUUAAACAUAGAACGUUGCGGCUUAAUGACUGACAACUACUAAGAGAGAAUGUUGUCGAUAGAGGGAAGAAUGAAUGGGGUGAAUCUGCGACGGUACAAAGUGUGAAAAAACUAAUAUAUGCAUGAUG